Lasiodiplodia theobromae is the source of this 1602-nucleotide messenger RNA. Its product is annotated as Period circadian protein. Lineage: Eukaryota; Fungi; Ascomycota; Dothideomycetes; Botryosphaeriales; Botryosphaeriaceae. The transcript is spliced from 3 exons. The coding region runs from base 1 to 1602 and encodes 533 amino acids. The record is from RefSeq and is a predicted model, not a curated record.
AUGUCUUCUCACACUGGCGAGUCCACCGGCAGCGGCAUCAGGGGUGCCGCCAGCGCUGUGCAUGGUCUUGGAGAGACCAUCCGCGGUACCAUCAACACUGCAGCCGACAGCGCCGUUGGUAGCGAUCCCUCCAAGAACCAGGCGAUCAGGGAUCGCGGUGUUGACGAGAUCAACACGGGUCGCUACCACGGCACCGGUGCUGGUGUCACUCCCGCCGACACGGCUGCUGAGCGUCACAACCGCGCCGCCCAGGGCGAGUAUCCCAGCACAACAUCGACUGGCCUGGGCAGCAGCACUCACAACCCCACCACCACUACCCACAGCGGAGCCUACGACACUGCUGGCACCACCGGCUACGGCAACCCUCAGUCGACCAACGCUGGCCCACAUGGUUCGAAUAUCGCCAACAAGGCAGACCCUCGUGUAGACUCCGACCUUGAUAGCCACCGCAACACCGGCGCUGGCUACGGCAGCACUACCAGCGGCUAUGGCAACACCACCGGCACUGGAUAUGGCAACACUACCGGCACUGGAUACGGCAACGCCAGCAGCACUACGGGAUCGACUCAAUAUGAUGACCCCCGUUCCUCCAACCAUGGCCCUCACUCUUCGAACAUCGCCAACAAGGUCGACCCUCGUGUUGAUUCUGACUUCGACAACCGCGCUAGGACUGGCAACCAGACUGGUGCUGCUGCUGGCCCUCACAGCUCCAACCUUGCAAACAAGGCCGAUCCCCGUGUCGACUCUGACCGUGACCACCGCCGCGGCAGCGCUGCGACGGCUGGCCUGCAGCCUACUGGUGGUUUGAGCGGCGGCACCAGCCGUCAGGACCUCGAGGGCAUUAACCCCACCGAGAUCAAGGGUGGCUACACCACUGCUGAGACCACCACCGGCCACAGCGGCCAUGGCGGCAGCACUGGCCUCUCCGGCGUCCACGAGUCGCACGUUGGCAACAACCCCAGCUCCACCAACCAUGGCCCGCACAGCUCCAAGAUUGCCAACAAGCUUGACCCCCGCGUUGACUCGGACGCUGACAACCGCGCUCGCACCGGUAACCAAACUGGUGCUGCUGCUGGUCCGCACAGCUCCAACCUGGCCAACAAGGCUGACCCGCGUGUUGACUCCGACCUUGACAACCGCGCCCACCGUGGCACCGGCACUACUACCGACACUUACGGCUCUACCGGCUCCACUGGUGCCUACGGCUCGACCGGCUCGGCUGGCUACGGCAACACUUCGACCAACCACGGCACGCACGACUCCAACCUCGCCAACAAGGCCGAUCCGCGUUUCGACUCAGAUCUCGACAACCGUGCCCGCACCGGCAACCAAACCGGCGCUGCUGCCGGCCCGCACAGCUCGAACUUGGCCAACAAGGCUGACCCCCGCGUUGACUCUGACCGUGACAACCGUGCUGCCCACCACGGCACCACCACUGGUACCACUGGCACCGGCACCGGCUACACGGACACCACCUCCAAGCAUGCCAGGAGCGACAGUGCUACCCACACCGACGCUACUCACGACUCUCACCCCAGCCACGGCACCGGUCUCGUGGGUAAGGUGCUCGACAAGGUCGACCCUCGCGUCAAGAACGCUUAA